CUUGUGCGCACUCAGCGGACCAAAGAAUGAGGCGAACAAUGGGCAGGACGAAAAUGUGGAUUAAUUCUAUCUGAAUGCGAAACGUUUUUUUCCGAAAAAUGAACUUGCUGUUAGGUCGAUGGAUUAUUUUGUCCAUAACAGUCUGUGUGUGUGCGGGGGUGCAGGUGAGCGUUCGGGAGAAGAGGCGUUUCGCCAUGCUCUUCCAGUCGGUGGUGCUCGAGUGCCAGUACCACACGCCUUCCUCCCAGACCCCUGUGGUGCAAUGGUGGUACAAAUCCUACUGCCGCGACCGCACACGAGACUCCUUCACCUUCCCCGAGAGCCUGAGGGUCCAGGGGUCCGAGUUGGGCACCGCGGCCCACCUGGAGUGCUCCGACAGCAGCCGCACCGUCCGCAUCGUAGCCUCCAGCCAAGGACCCUCCAUGACGCUGGCUGAGCACUACAAGGGCCGAGACAUCGCCAUCGUCAACAAGGCGGACCUGCGGAUCGGGAAGCUGCAGUGGGGUGACAGCGGUGUGUACUUCUGUAAGAUAGUCAUCGCUGACGACCUGGAGGGGAAGAACGAGGGACAGAUGGAGGUACUGGUGCUGGGUAGGACAGGUGUGCUGGACGAUCUCCUGCCAGAGUUUGAUGUGGAGAUUAUGCCAGAGUGGGUGUUUGUGGGAUCUGUAGUCCUGGGCAGUAUCUUGUUCCUUUUGUUGAUGGGGAUCUGCUGGUGUCAGUGCUGCCCUCACUCCUGCUGCUGCUACCUCCGCUGCUGCUGCUGCCCCGACACCUGCUGCUGCCCACGCCACCUGUAUGAGGCGGGGAAGAUGGCAAAGAGUGGCCAGCCCCCCCAGAUUGCUGUGUACCCCCCCUACUACAUCCCUGGGGUCCCCACCAUGGUCCCGUUUGCCCCUCCAUCCCUCGCGGACCCUAAGAUGGUCUCCUUCCCCUCAGUGGAGAAGAACCUAGCUGGGGUACGCAGUGGCUAUCGUCUCCAGCCCAAUCACAGUCAGGACUCUAUGAAGGUUCUGUACUACGUAGAGAAGGAGCUGGGACAGUUUCCCUCUGCUAAGAUGGCUCCUCCACAAUCAGCCAGUAGCCUAUCAGAGCUCAGCUCUCUGCAUGAGGGAGGGGACACGGAUUUCCGGCGGACCUAUCGGACAGUCCAGAUGAAAGCUCUCCCGCCCAUCGCCGACCUAGAUGACCAAUCAGAACUCAUGGCAGCUCCCGUGCACAACAGUCGUCGACCCAGGCAUUACCGUGGCAACGACACGGAUGACGAACAAGACAGCAGGUGGAACCCUCGCUCUGUGCACCUGGAGAGGAAGACAUUGGGCACAAGGGGGCGUACCGGCUCUCUGGAUGAGCUGGAGGAGUUUGCUAUAUCCUACGGCCCCCGUGCCCGGAGGGGCGAGCCCCGAGACCAGGACAGGGACUACGACCUGGAGCUACGGGGGCGAGAGCACUACCCUCCCUACUGGGACCACAGCCCCCCUCGCCAUUUCCAUGGAGACCGGGACAACGACUGGCACCCCCGCCGCAGCCCCCCUCCCUCGCCGCAGAAGAGGAGGGACACGUGGGAUGGCGAUCGCGAUCGCCCCUCUCGCCCCCACCAGCACGCCCAGGGGGGGAGGGGUUACGAUUACGCUUUCCUUAAUGACCUAUUGGAGCGUAAGGUGAGGGGGGCAGGAGAGAGGGGGGAGAGGGGUGAGAGAGGAAAGUGGCGGGCUGAUGAGGAUAGUGACACUCCCUCCAAGGGCAGUUCGAAGGGCAAGGGCAGCGAUGGUUUCUACAGCCAGUCAUCUAGCAACCGGCCCGAGGAGGAGGACUCUUUGCCUCCGUACUCAGAGUGGGAGGUGGAAAGGUAUCGGACGGUCGACCCAACCGCUGAACGUUACCGCACUGUCGAACCACCCUCAGACCGGUACCGGACCACUGACCCGGCCAUGCAACCGUUCUCCUAUACCCGUCCCCCUAAAGGACUGGCACACACCGUACAGGGGGACAGAGAGGACAGGGACCAGAACCGAAAUAUGACCCCUGCUCUGAGCAGAGACUCUCUCAUAGUGUGAUACACCAGAGAGAACCCAAGCCUGUACCUGCACUGCACUGCCAGUAUUGAGAAUCACGCAUCACUCACUUAAAACAUCAUGCAUCAGCCUGGUAGAGACUAACUGCACAUCAGGCAUCAACCACAUGGAGAAAGGCUUAUCCAAUAGAAUGCUUCUAUCCACAGAAGGAUUGGAAGGCACCUUGCAUGGAUCAUGAAAUGACAAUGGAAUGUGCAUUGUUUAUGCAUGAAUUGAGGAACAUUUGGAAAAUAUGAUUGUUUGUAUGUGUGUUGAGCGUGCAUGCAUACAUACACACCAUUUGAAUGGGUAUGUAUGGGUGCAGCGUGUGUGUGUGAAGCAUUUGUGUGUAUGUGCACUGAAUGCCCGUAUUCAGGUUAAUCUGUCAUCUCAAACCAAGCAUUCCACAGAGCAGUCCCGCUCUCUCACCUAUACAGCAUGGUUACAGUUCCCAUGAAGUUACCCUGACAGCAAUGAUGCAAUUAGGGGUUAGGGAUAUUUGUAUGUAUCGGUAGGUAUUAUUAGGUGUGGGGAGAGCUAGGACAAGGGGUUAGAAAAAAGGUAGGUAAAGAAGUAAUCAAAUAACCUUAAUGGGAUCAUUUCAUGUGUGUUAAAGUGCAGGAUUGUUUUCAGAAAUUAUCUAUAUUCUAUAUCUAUAUUUACCAAUUGGCCAUUAUAAUUGUACCUCCAAUACUCCCCCACAUGCCAAACAUUUUAUCACACUAUAGGUGUCAAUUGGGCCUAUAAAAUGGCAACUCAGGUUCACCUGCCUUCAUUGUGUGUGUGUGGGUGUGUGUGUGUGUGUGUGUGUGUCAUAUACUGUACCUAUUGUAAGUGUACUAUACCUACUGAGCUUGAAUUUGUAUUACAGAUUUGCAAUUUCACUGUAAUGUUAUUCUGUAUUAGCCCACAGUAUUAAUUGAACGGGCCCCAGUUAACUGGUUUGAAACUGUGCCAUUCAGCCAGAGCAGAUGUUUGUAUUUCACUUGUUUGACAUUUAUGAUUUUCAUAUAAACACCUGUUGCCUAUCAUA
Molecule: messenger RNA, 3087 nt
Organism: Coregonus clupeaformis (lake whitefish)
Lineage: Eukaryota; Metazoa; Chordata; Actinopteri; Salmoniformes; Salmonidae
Product: immunoglobulin-like domain-containing receptor 2
Exons: 10
Coding region: 75-2057 (660 amino acids)
Biological process (GO): pancreas development
Cellular component (GO): membrane
Source: RefSeq, a predicted model, not a curated record